AUGGGCCGCUCAAGCUAUCCCCCACAACUGGACAGUCCCUCCCGCCAGCUCGUCCUCGAUCUGGCCCGGGACCUGGAGCAACUACGCGUCCACAAUACGGAGCUCAAGAAAGUUAAGGCAUACGAGCGCCGUUCGUUCUACGAAAACCUCGAUCGUAUCGACAGCGAACUUGAAGCUCAACACAAUGCCGCCCUAGACCGCGUCGCUGCCCUGCACGAGCGCGUGCUCGAGGAGGCCGAGGAGACCCUCCGCAGUCACCAGCGCGCGGUUGAAGAGGAGAACCGCCGGCGCGAGGAAGAGGCGCGGCGCGAGGCUGAGCGGCUCGCCAGACUGGAGCGGGAGAAGCAGGAGCGGCUGCGGCGAGAGCGAGAGGAGGCCGCAGCGGAGGAGGCCAGACAGAAGGCUGCCGCAGAAGCCAAGAAGAAGGAAGAGGAGGAGGCGAAGCGGAAGCAGGAGGCUGAAUUGGCCGAAAAGAAGAAGGAGAUGGAGCGGCAAGCGGAGGAGAACCGGCGACGCGAGGAAGAACAAAAAAAGGCCGAGUUAGAACAGGUGGAGAAGGAGAAGGCCCAGAAGCUCCAGGCGGAGCAACAGAAGAAACUUGGCGGCGGGCGGUUGUCUGAGGAGGAGGUGAAAGUCCAGGGUCGCUACGUCGAGCUGCAUCGACAACUGAAGACACUGCGACAGCGGAUGAAGGAUGAGUCGAAGCAAAACCCGGUUAUCAAGCAGAACCUGGGAGAGAUCCGUCGGACGAUCAAGAAAUGUGUCGGUCAGCUUCGAGAAGGGAAGGGAACCAACAAGCAUCAGAUUCAGGAGAUCCGGAACACUCUCGAAAAGGCCGCUUCCAUUGCGGAGCCGACCGUCAACAUCUGUGAUUAUUUGGCGUUUCCCCCGCCAGAGAUUGCCAACUCCGGUGAUACCCAGGUGCCCGCGAUGUUGAUCUACGGGUUGAACAUCUUCUCGAAGAGUCUGAUCUCUGCGCUUCUCACUGAAGCAUCCCUCAAUCAGGGCCACGCCGAGCCCGUCGGAAUAGUGGCUGCACAAAUUUUCUCCAUGGAUGCCUUCAUCUACAAGGGCUGCCCUAUGGUGGACAUCUUGUGGGCAAAGUACCGGGUCGUGUGUCCAGCGCUUUGGGGUUUCUACGGGAACGAGAAGACCGAAGGUGGCCGCCGCGCCCUGGCUUGGUGGCGCGAAUCUCCGGAUGGUCCAUACAUCAGUGAGCAGGGCCAUGCCGAUCGAAUGACAGCUCUGGGUGCGGGUUUUGCUUCCAUCACCCUGCGCAACUUUGGCAAAACUCCCCGCAAGAACCCAUUUCCGAACCACCUGUUUUGGUUCGCUAUGCACAAGAUUCUGAGUAUUCCCGUUGACGAAAUCCAAGAAACACAUGUCAUCCUUCUUUCGGCCAUGUUGAAGUCGUCUGCGGAGAGGAUAUUCGGGUUCUUCGGACACAUUGGUCUGGGACUGAUGCGGAGAGCCAUUGUCGACUUGCCCAACGCCCUUCCACGCCAAAGCAUGGGUGUCAAUCAGUUGAAGCUUCUCAAGGAUCUGUACAAACGCGAGAAGAACAUCAUCAUCUGA
Messenger RNA from Aspergillus terreus NIH2624, 1575 nucleotides. Its product is annotated as putative RNA export mediator Gle1. The record is from RefSeq and is a predicted model, not a curated record. Gene Ontology annotation, cellular component: nuclear pore cytoplasmic filaments; nuclear pore; cytoplasm. Gene Ontology annotation, biological process: poly(A)+ mRNA export from nucleus; regulation of translational initiation; regulation of translational termination. Bases 1 to 1575 code for a protein of 524 amino acids. The transcript is spliced from 2 exons. Gene Ontology annotation, molecular function: translation initiation factor binding; phospholipid binding; inositol hexakisphosphate binding. Lineage: Eukaryota; Fungi; Ascomycota; Eurotiomycetes; Eurotiales; Aspergillaceae.